Molecule: messenger RNA, 1290 nt
Organism: Drosophila innubila
Lineage: Eukaryota; Metazoa; Arthropoda; Insecta; Diptera; Drosophilidae
Product: zinc finger protein 184-like
Exons: 4
Coding region: 75-1223 (382 amino acids)
Biological process (GO): regulation of transcription by RNA polymerase II
Cellular component (GO): nucleus
Molecular function (GO): DNA-binding transcription factor activity; zinc ion binding; RNA polymerase II cis-regulatory region sequence-specific DNA binding
Source: RefSeq, a predicted model, not a curated record
AACUAGCUAUAAAGUAGCUAAGUUGACAACAGUGCAACUCCGCCGUGAUAAGAAAUUAAAAUAAUAAUAAAAUUAUGUCGAUUUUAUGUAGAGCUUGUGGCGAACCAAUUUAUAAUGUGAACCCAAGAAACCUUUUUAGACAUGAGAACAACGAUAUUAGGCGCAAUAUCGAAGACAUUACUGGCAUUAAGUUGACUUACGACUUACAGAUGCCUAGCCACAUUUGCUCCUGUUGCUACCUGGACUUGGAGCAUUCGAUAUCAUUCCGGACGCGAUGCCUAGAGACCCACGCCCAAUUGAUGAAUGAGAAGCUCGAACCAACUUUCAAUAGCCAAGUGCUUUCAACAAAAUUAGAGCCGAUAGAUCCAUUGGACAGCCGGGAUGAUAACGAAGAAGAGUAUGCCGUUAGUAAACAUGAGGAGUUUGAGGAAUUUUUGGACUGUUCCGACAAUGCGAAUGAAGUGUCACCGAGAGAAGACACACCGCCGGUUGAGAAAAGUCGACAGUAUCUGUCAAGUAAAGUUUCAAAUAAGUAUCACAAAAAACGAACCCGUCCCACAUUAUUGAGGGUUACAGAUGUCGCUAAAGAUGUGCUGCCUGUGUCAACGUCUCACAAGUCGCGAUUGGAAGUCAGAAAACCAAAGGAAAAACAGCCGUACACAGAUCUAGAAAAGAAUUUCGUAUGCGAUGUAUGUGGUUGGUCCUUCCGCGAUAUAAGCAACCUCAAGAGUCAUGCGUUGCGACAUUCGGGAGAAAAAAAGUUUAAAUGUAUGGAAUGCGACCGUCAAUUUUUUGACAAUCCUCAAUUAAGGCUUCAUGUUCGAGUACAUCAUAAAGGAGAGAAGCCCUUCGUAUGUAAAUAUUGCGGCAUGGCUUUUCGUAACAGUCCCACUCGAUGUCGACAUGAACGGAAGUUUCAUGCAAAUCAAUUGCCAUUCGAAUGUGAUCUUUGUAGCCGAACUUUUAUUACUCAAAUCAGCUUGAACUCGCAUAAACUGGUCCAUGUUACUGGAGAAAAGAUCCACCAUUGCGCCACCUGCAACAAGACCUUUAAGGAAGUCGGAUCUUUAAGAAAACAUUACAGCACACAAUUUCACCAGAAGAGAUUCAGCCGUUUGAUAAAGGACGAUUGUGACCUUAAUAGUCUUGAAAUUAAAGUGCUCGACGAUGAGGAUAUCGACUUUAAUUUUUCGGAUUCUAUAAUUGAAGAGGUCGAUGAAUAAAAAAAUGGUAAAGCCAGUUGCUUAUCUUAUUUGACUCUUAGAAUAAAUUAAAACAAAGAAGAUUUAA